AUGGAAGAAAGACACACCACCGCUUCACAACCACCUAGGUUGCCUGCAGUUUCAAAGGACCAAGCCCACGCUUCAGACAGGGGAGAUUCAAAAAAGGGGAAAAAUAUAGUCGUCAGGGAGGAGCCGAAGGAGUUGCCUGAGGAAUUGCAAGUACCUUUUUCUUUGAGGGUGCUCGAGGAGAAACUACCGAAGGGGUAUAAGCCCCCAGCUAUCAGAGAGUAUGACAGUAGCAAGGAUCUAGAGGAUCACCUUUGUAACUUUCAGAACGCUGCGCUGUUGCACCAGUACAAUGACGCCAUUAAGUGCCGGGUGUUUUUAAACACUCUAUCUGGCAUAGCACAAAAGUGGUUCGACAGAUUGCCUGUUGGAUCCAUCACCUAUUUUCAGGAUUUCAAGAAUAUUUUCCUACACCAUUUCGCCAGUAGCAGGAAAUAUCAGAAGACAAACCAUUGCCUAUUCACUCUCAGGCAGGGGUCUGCAGAGCCCCUCAGGGCCUACAUAAAAUGCUUCAACCAUGUAGCCCAGGACAUCCCCUCCGCUACCUCGGAUAUCUUGAUGAGUGUCUUCUCUCAUGGUCUGGUAGAAGGAGAGUUCUUCCGAGUAUUCAUUCAAGUGUCUGUGAAGAAUUUUGAUGAAAUGCUGGGGAAAGUAGUAAGUUACAUUAAUGUAGAGGAAGCCCAGACAGCUAGGAGGAAGACAGACAGAGUGCCUGCUCAUGUCAACAAGUCAGAGAAAAGACCGCCACAAUCACCCGCUCGACCCUUUGCCCGCUCCAAGGAUUCCUGA
This is a messenger RNA of Zingiber officinale, 786 nucleotides long. RefSeq lists its product as uncharacterized. The record is from RefSeq and is a predicted model, not a curated record. The coding region runs from base 1 to 786 and encodes 261 amino acids. Lineage: Eukaryota; Viridiplantae; Streptophyta; Magnoliopsida; Zingiberales; Zingiberaceae. The transcript has 2 exons.